Messenger RNA from Moneuplotes crassus, 1742 nucleotides. The record is from the annotation of a GenBank genome assembly. Lineage: Eukaryota; Ciliophora; Spirotrichea; Euplotida; Euplotidae.
UAUUCUUCCCAGAGAAAUAAUGGAGCAAUACCCUAGUUUAGACCGAAUAAACACAAUCCUACUUCCAAUUGAGGAUGGAUUAGAUACGGAUCCCUACUUUCCUCCAGAUGAUAGCUCACUAUUUGCUGUUGACAACAAGUGGCAUGAUGAAACUCUUGAUGAAGAAGUUGAAUAUAAGAACAUGCUGUCAGAAGCUAAGACUCAGAGAUGGAAAGAAGAAAUCGAAUGGAGAAGACUCAGCGAGAUUUUUGAUUCAGAUUAUCAAGUGAUCGAUGAGAAUGUUGGAGCUCAAGAUGUCAAGCAAGGCCAGCUUGGAGAUUGCUAUUUCCUUGCUGUUCUCGCCUCUAUCGCCACCAAUGCAAAGGAAGAGCUGUUCGAUAUUCUGUUCACUGAUUCCAGAGAAUAUGGCUUAAUGGAUUUUGAAGAGAAGCCAAAAAUCUUUUCGAUCAAGCUCCUAGUGAAUGGAAAAUACGAAGUUAUCAUGAUCGACGACUAUGUUCCAUAUAAUAUAAAAUAAGGAGAAGAUUGCCUUCUGUUCCACUUAUACUAACAAUAUCUGGGCAAUUUUGUUGGAGAAAGCAUUUGCCAAGAUAAAUGGUAGUUAUGAAGAUAUUAUCAGAGGUACUGCUACUAUCGCUUACCAAUUCUUGCUUCCCUACCAAGUCAAGUACUUUGACCAUUAUGGAGACAGCAAAGCUGAGAUGGGCAAAACUUGGAAGAAGAUUUCAAGCCGUUCAUCCGCUGGGAAAUAUUGUAAAUAAAAAGGUCAAAGGAUCAAAAAUAAAAUCAUCCAAAAGUGCACUAGUGGCUACCUGAGCCACUGGCAAGAAUGUAAAGAAGGAGGAUAGGAAAUAAGGAAUGCAAGGAAGCUGGCCUUAACUUUGCACACGCAUAUUGUUUGCUGGAUUCAUUCAUUAUCGACAAAGAUCGAUUUGGGCUUGAAGAAGACCAUAAAAUACUUAAAAUUAAAUAAUCCAAAAAUAUCAACUUGGAAAGGAGAUUGGAGUAAAGACAGUGAGCUAUGGACAGAUGAAAUCAAAGAAUUUGUUGGCUUCAAUAAAGCUGAUAAAGGAGAAUUUUAUAUCUCUUUCAACGAUUAUUGCUCAUUCUUUUACAAAACUACAAUAUGAUUCUACCAUCCCGAGCUACAAUUUAAUAAUAUUGAGCUCAGUCAUCCUCCUGGAGGGAGAUGAUUUGUCCGUAUCUUUCUUGAAGAAGAAGACAAAGUGCAAUUUAAAAUAGUCCAAAUUCAAAGAUUCCUAUUCCCACGAACUUUCAGAUAUAAAGUGUCUCCAACCCAUUUUGUCAUUGCUAAAAUUCAUACAGAUAAAGCAGAAAUUAUUGAUGUUGCCAACUCUAAAAUCAACCAAAGCUUUGCAGUAAAGCCAAAGAAUGCAUUUCCGCCAGGAGAUUAUGUGAUCAUGGUCAAAUUAGAUCUUGCUCAUGAAGAAAUCAACAAAUUCAACCUCAAUAUCAUGGCUGUCAAGCCAAUAAUAUUUCAUCAGCUUCUUGAAUUAGAAGAAGAAGAAUUUGCAGGUAGAAUGAUAGAUGAAGCAAUUAAAAAGAAAAAUAAAAAGCCUAAAACUACUCCUAAAAAGACAAAGACAGGAACAAGCUCUAAAGUUGUACGGUCAGGGAAAACCAAGAAAACUAAACCAAAGACUGUAAAGAAAACUUGAAAGACCAAGAACCCCAAAAACAAUAAGUCUGAUUAAUCAUCCCUAAAAUAUUUUCAAUUUCAA